Molecule: messenger RNA, 2762 nt
Organism: Phodopus roborovskii (desert hamster)
Lineage: Eukaryota; Metazoa; Chordata; Mammalia; Rodentia; Cricetidae
Gene: Trmt6
Product: tRNA methyltransferase 6 non-catalytic subunit
Exons: 11
Coding region: 113-1603 (496 amino acids)
Biological process (GO): tRNA methylation
Cellular component (GO): nucleus; tRNA (m1A) methyltransferase complex
Source: RefSeq, a predicted model, not a curated record
AAGCGGCGCGCAGCACGUGGGGGCGGUGCCGACCGAGGGGUGAGUUCCUCCUGGAUGUGUGGUGCUGCUGGCGGCUGGAGCGGCAACAGAUCUUGGAUACGCUCUGGCGUCCAUGGAGGCAUCAGCGGAGCAGCCAGGCCCACAGCCUCCGCAUCCCGGGGACCACUGCAUCCAUGACGGCGACUUCGUGGUGCUGAAGCGGGAAGAUGUGUUCAAAGCAGUGCAAGUGCAGCGGAGAAAAAAAGUAACUUUUGAAAAACAGUGGUUCUACCUGGAUAAUGCCAUCGGCCAUAGUUACGGGUCAACAUUUGAAGUGAGCAAUGGAGGAAGUCUUCAGCUCAAAAAGAAGAAGGAAGAGCCUACUUCAGAGACUAAAGAAGCGGGCACUGAUAAUCGAAAUAUAGUUGAUGAUGGAAAGUCCCAGAAACUUACUCAAGAUGAUAUAAAAGCUCUGAAAGACAAGGGCAUUAAAGGAGAGGAAAUAGUUCAGCAGCUGAUUGAAAAUAGUACAACAUUCCGAGACAAGACAGAAUUUGCCCAAGAUAAAUAUAUUAAAAAGAAGAAGAAAAAAUAUGAAGCCAUCGUUACUAUUUUGAAGCCAUCUACCCGUAUUCUUUCAAUUAUGUAUUAUGCAAGAGAACCUGGAAAAAUUAACCACAUGAGAUAUGAUACACUAGCCCAGAUGUUAACGUUGGGGAAUAUCCGUGCUGGCAAUAAAAUGAUUGUCAUGGAAACAUGUUCAGGCUUGGUGCUAGGUGCCAUGAUGGAACGAAUGGGAGGUUUUGGCUCCAUUAUUCAGCUGUACCCUGGAGAUGGACCUGUUCGGGCAGCAACAGCUUGUUUUGGAUUUCCCAAAUCUUUCCUCAGUAGUCUUCAUGAAUUCCCCCUCAACAAAGUAAACAGUCUUUUAGAUGGAACAUUUUCUGCUGAGAUGCUGUCCUCAGAGCCCAAGGACAGCACUCUGGUUGAAAAAAGUAACGGUGAACAUGAGGAAAAACAGAUAUCUGAACAAGCCGAUGAGGACAGCAUGGCAGAAGCCCCGGAAAGCAACCCAGAAGAACAGAGAACAAUGGAAAUUAUUCCUCAGGACACAGAGAAUAAGGAGCCUAAAGAAAAAGGAAGCAAGAGAGACUAUAUUCAGGAAAAACAGAGAAGACAAGAAGAGCAGAGGAAAAGACAUUUAGAGGCUGCUGCUCUGCUGAGAGAAAGAAAUGCAGAUGGUUUGAUCGUGGCCAGUCGUUUCCACCCCACUCCGCUACUACUGUCUUUGCUAGACUUUGUGGCCCCAUCAAGGCCAUUUGUGGUCUACUGUCAGUAUAAAGAGCCUUUGUUGGAAUGCUACACAAAACUUCGGGAGAGGGGAGGGGUCAUCAACCUGAGAUUGUCGGAAACCUGGCUCAGAAAUUACCAGGUUUUGCCAGAUCGGAGUCAUCCCAAAUUGCUGAUGAGUGGAGGUGGAGGGUACCUUCUAUCUGGCUUCACUGUUGUCUCAGAUAGCCUUCGAGCAGACCCCAGCCUCAAGUCUUGUGCAAGCACUUUAGACUCACACGAGACUGAGGAGCCAGCAGCUAAAAAACAGAAAUGCGUUGGAUCUGGCUCUUAAGAGAGUACUGUUUGUUCUGAGGCAUUCUGCAGCUGAUAACUACACUUUAAAUGACAUCACUAAAUGGUUUUUGUUUCCUAUCCUAAGAAUGUGUGUGUGCACCUGUCCCUGCGAAGAAGAAACAAGCCUUUUGUUGGCUUCCGGUGCAGAUGGAGUUAGCCAGCACUGCAGGUCCAACAGGCAGUAAUGGGUGGAUACAACAGCCAUGUUUCCUGAACAGUCUGAGCACUUAAAAGUACUCUGCAAAUACCUUGGGGAUGUCAACAUCUUGAAGAUGUUGAUAUGUAAGACUUAGUUUAUAUUUUAAGUGAAGAGGAAUAAUACAAGCUAGCUAAAACAUGAUGAGCAGUGAAAGGAAAUUCCCUUUCAUCCAUUCUCUUCAACCUAAGCAAUAUGGAUGUGUAAGCCUAUGAGAUUUACAGUACCAAAAAAUGUCUGCCCUGUGCCCUGCAAUGGAAUAAGCUUUUUUAAAUACUGGAUUUUAUUAUUUUAAUAGUUGACUGCCUGAGGAACUUACUUUUCUGCCUCUCCCCUUGUUGGUGCACAGAAAGGUUUAGUAGGUGCAUUUUUGCAGUGGUUCACCUAUCUUCUUUGUUCUAAAUAGUUAUUAGAACUUCUGUGUACUAUUAAACAAUUGGGUUUUGUGUCGGUGUUGGUAUAUAUACAUACACAUAGAUGUAUCUGUAUAUGUCAACACAGACAGAAUGUACUACCUGUAGUGGGGGAGAGAGAGAAUGAAUACACAGUUUAUUUGAACUGUGAUAAAGACUUGUGCAAGACAGACCAGCUCUCAGUGCGUUGGGAUCACUCCUUGUCAAGUAUUUCAAGUGCCUUUUUCUGGGAUUACUCAUGCUGGUCUCUGAAGGUCUGCUGGACUGAGGUGGGUGGCCUUUAUUAGCUCUGAAAAAAAAUUACUUUUCCAUCUCUAUUGUAAGAAAUAAAAUUGUCUAGAGCAACUCAAGAAUCAUAAGUCCUGCUCAUUAGAACCUGCUCGCCUUGUGCAGUGUUCAUCACAGAUGCCUAUUCAGUCAGGAGCAUCUUGGAUGACUUUUCCUAAUAGCAUGUGCUGUUCUGAUCAUGGCUGCUGUGAUUACCAACUGUGGUUUUUGUUCCUUUUCCUCUAAAUAAUGACUUAAAGAAUAAAAUUUUCUACACUGAA